Molecule: messenger RNA, 312 nt
Organism: Linum trigynum
Lineage: Eukaryota; Viridiplantae; Streptophyta; Magnoliopsida; Malpighiales; Linaceae
Source: the annotation of a GenBank genome assembly
AUGUCGAGAGAGAAUAGAGAAGCUGGUGCAGAAGCUUUUCUCGAUGAAGAUGAAAAGCUCGAUUGCUUUGUUGGCUUCUUGAAGACUUGGAAGAACGAAACGUCAUCGUAUCAUGUUUUGAGAAGAUGUUGUACCGUUUCAUCCAACAAUGAUGACAACGGUAAACGGCUACUGAGCUGGACAGUUCCAGGAUGCCUAUCAAGGACGUGGGACGAAAUUUUACUGUCUCAUCUCCUCUGUGAUAGAAACCCGAUGAUCCUGAUUCUACCUGAUGUUGAUAUAAUGAGAAUUAAAAUGGGAAAUGGGGGCUAG